AGAGUGGUUGCUUAUUUGUUUGAUUGUAUUUUUUCUUUCACUAGAAUGAAUUGACAGAUUCAGAAUGUUUGAUGGGUAUUACAAUUAAUGAAUUGACAGACUCAGAAUGUUUGAGGGCAUAUGAAGAAUGGGUGGACGAUCAAGCAUUCGCGGAUCUCACUAUUCCUGCAGAAUCCCAGGGGUCCCAGCAUAACAUGACCCCUCAGCCUUCCACAAGCCGCACAGCACAAAGUCCGCUAGGAGAACCGUCCUGCAAAAAAGCAAAAAUGGAUGGCGCCGGGCUUCCUGAAUCCCUAGCAGACAGUGUUAGUUGUGAUACUAUGACUGUCUCUCAACCAGAAGAGGAUACACACCAUACUAUGUCCCAGCUACAAGCUCCUAGCUCUGUAAACUCUCAAAAUGUGAACAAUGUUUAUCUGGAUAUGGUGCAGGCGUGGGAAAAUCCUAUCCGGAAUUUUAGAGCUGUGGAAUAUUAUCAGAGAUAUAGAUUUAUUAAUCUUGAUCAAAUCCGAUCUUUUGUAGUUGCUAUAGAGGCCAUACAUAAUGUGAUACAGAUUCUUUUGAAUAACGUAGCCAUGAACAUCGGCCCAAAUGAUUUUGUUCAACUACGGUUGGAUGCAGAGGGGUUAAACCAUCCCGUCUUUUCUCAUAGGAGGUGUAUGAAUGAUUUAAACGCUGAUGAUUUUCUCACCAGUGUUGAAAAUCUGCUACAAAGUAAGGCUGAGAUAUUGUGGGGGGGUGAUUUGCAAUUAGUGGUUACCAUCGUGAAGAACAAGGAGGGAGGGGGGCUUAGGAAGUUAAAUACUUUGCUGCUUACCAAAGUACUGGAGAAAAAAAGACAGCAUCUAGUAGAUUUCAAUGUGGAAGGCGAAUUUCUUUGUUUUGCCAGCUGUUUGCUCUGUCUGAUUGGUUCUGAUGGUAGUAAGCAAGAAAUUAUUACCAAGGCCAGGGAACUUCACAGCAAACUGGGUAUAUCCACAGGAAACAGGAUUGACUUUUCUCAGGUACACAUCUUUGAAAAACAUUUACAGGUCACUAUAAAGAUCUUGUUUUACAUGCAGGACGGGUGGCGUUUUUUUGUUACAGGUCACCCGCAGCAAGAAAAAAUAGUAUUUAUAUUAUUGCACGACAGGCAUUACUAUGGUGUUAAAAAUAUCAAGGGCUUUCUGGGCGAACGCUAUUUUUGUAAAUUCUGCCACACGGCUUAUCACCACAAAUUUAGUCACGGGUGCCAAUAUAUUUGCAGAGCGUGCCUAAAGCAAGAGUGUCAGCAGGUUGAGGUGGAGAAGGGGCUGUGCUGUAGGUGCAAAGCACCUUGUCGGUCUAAGGAAUGUGCUGAAAGACAUGCACAACUCGCUAAGGAGGGAAAAGUUGAGUGUAAGACUAAACAAUAUUGUGAAAUGUGUGGUCUUUAUGUCUUUACCCCCCACAAAAAGUGCAAGGAAGUCAAAUGUGGGCAGUGCUCUGAGAAGGUAGAAAGCUUGGAAGGUCAUUUAUGCUUUCUAAAAUCGUUGGACCGACCACGAAUUGGCGAAAGAUAUAUUAUUUAUGAUUUUGAAUGCUGCCAAGACCGUUUGGAUGAUGAGAUGCGCAACAUACUUCAGAGGCAUGAUUUGAGUGAGGAUGACAAGAUUAAGCUCUACAAUUCUGUACUGCAGAGGUAUCUAAGACUGACCAGGCAAAAUGAGUCUGAAAAGGACAAACUGAAUCUCAUUUAUCCACCGGGGGAGCCUCAACCACCUCCAACAUUACCAGAGCAGCCACCACAAACAACUCCACAGACCACCGGUAUGGAUGAUAUCCUAAGCGGUGUGAGCACUCGUUAUAGGAAAAAUGCAGAACUUUUGCUGAACAAAAUGAAACAGCACCAGGACGUCUCAACCUGGGAUGAACGGGGUACCUUUUUAUACAAAGGUGUACCUAUUCCCGGUACUAAUAUUUUAGACUUGGUGAAAGGCGCCUCGCAACACCGAGCCCCUACGGAGAAGCGGAAACCUAAAGGAUGGGAUGAUUUUAUGAAUGCUAUGGCCGAAGUGAAUGUUCCAACUUCUGUGUUGGGUUCUACUGCCGUUAAAGAGCAAAUAGAAAAGUUGAAAGAUACUCUGGCUGUUAAGGAUGAAACUGCUGCUAGUCCCGACUCUGUUAUGACAGCCCCUUUUGGGGCUCAGAAGACUAUGUUUACAGGAACACCCUCUAGCCCUUGGACAAUAAAACCUAGAAGCCAGCUCAGGUUUGGUGACUGGCUCAAUUUUUAA
Messenger RNA from Thamnophis elegans (Western terrestrial garter snake), 2255 nucleotides. RefSeq lists its product as uncharacterized. The record is from RefSeq and is a predicted model, not a curated record. The transcript has 4 exons. Lineage: Eukaryota; Metazoa; Chordata; Lepidosauria; Squamata; Natricidae. Bases 72 to 2255 code for a protein of 727 amino acids.